This is a messenger RNA of Candidula unifasciata, 564 nucleotides long. Lineage: Eukaryota; Metazoa; Mollusca; Gastropoda; Stylommatophora; Geomitridae. The record is from the annotation of a GenBank genome assembly.
AUGGCUGCCCUGCCACAUAUCGUUUCCUUCUUUCUAAGCACUGCCGGCAAAAACGGGGAUGACCUGGGGUCAGACGAAGAACAAAUCGUGCAAAUGGUUUAUCUUUUAUAUGACCAGAACAAUAAUAGGGUGAUCGAUGUCCAGCAACAUUAUGUCCGGCCACAGCCCAGCGAGCUGGCCGAGACCGUCCUGACAGAGGAGUGUAAACUGGAGACGGGACUGGACGAGGAGGUCAUCAAACAGGCUCCGCCCUUGGAGCAUGUCCUGGAGGAGUUCGACAGAUUUCUCUCUGCCAAGGGCGUCCAUCCCAAUCACGGAGGCCGCUCCUUCUUUCUGCUGACAGACGGACAGGCACAUCUUCGCCAGUGCCUGCACAACGAGUGCUGUAAGAAGAACAUCCCUCUGCCCAGCUACUUCUAUCGCUUCUACGAUCUGCGAAAGGAGUUCCGCAAGUUCUACAAGACAGAGCCCAUCGCCAGCAUCGGGUCAAUGGUAGAUUGUAUCCUUUUUGUGAAUUUCGUGGAUUUAAAGUCGAGAGCAUCCAUUUCUUUGCAGCGGGUUUAA